Amoebophrya sp. A120 is the source of this 1434-nucleotide messenger RNA. Lineage: Eukaryota; Dinophyceae; Syndiniales; Amoebophryaceae. The record is from the annotation of a GenBank genome assembly.
CUUUUAUGCCGGGCGGGGGGAGAAGAACCGUUGUAAAAACCGGGGUAGAUGUUGAGAAACAAGAUGUGCCAGAACAGCACGAGAUGCAAGAACUACGGCAUCAUCUUCCAGGAGCUGCGCCGGCGCGCGAGGACCUGCCUGCCGCGCGUGCUGUGAAGGAGCUCACCUCCGCGGAACAGCAGCGGUUGUUUCUGCGGAUGCUUUUGAAAGUCGAGUGGAUGAAGCAGCAGCUCCUAGACGUAGGGGACGAGGAAAAAGCUAAAGCAACAAGUCGUGCUGGGCAGCAGCGGCCACCGAGUGGUCAAAGUCAAAAUGCCGCCGCUUUUGUAUCAUCUGUCAACGGUUCCGGCUUCCUCGACUGUCCGAAAUUACAGUAUCAAAUGCAAAUAUGUCUGGUUCUGGAAACUUGUCAUGCUAAUACACGAAUGAAAAAAUUACUAGAGUGUGCAGCCGAGGAGCAUGACAGAUUUUUUAACGGUCCUGUGAUGUGUAAACACGCAUGAGAAACUGCGUUUUUGCAUGACACAGAAGCACCUGCGCCGCUAUUCCGCAACACGCAUUACAGAGUUUGGGAGUAUGCGAGUUCAGCAUUACAAAUCUUGCAUUCUUCCAGACCCAGACAUGUUUGCAUUUGAUAUACAGAAGGAGCUGGCAACGGCCGUGAUUGAAAGCGAGAGAGUGAGUGAUCUGAAGAAGAUGCUGAAGGAGCUCUUAUUUAGUGCCUCUUCUUGGUGCCCCUUCGGUCGUGGCGACGGCGGCGGCGUUUCAGAACAAGGAGCCUCUAGUACUCCUGCGAUGGUGUCCAGCACUGGAGGUCCUACAAUGGCCACCUCACCAGGCUCUAAAUCAUCAAGAACUUCUACCUCUUCGAGCAGAAGUAGGAGCAGAUCCUCCUCUUCCUCAUCCUCGCGGCCCCGCAGCAGAUCUAUGAGAAUGCACAACUCCCCCUCCCCCUCAUUUGUAUUGCAUGAACAGCAAUACAAGCGUCAGCAAGAAUACAGGUUUUGCAAGACAAAUUUUGACAGGAGUGUAGUGCUAUUUGGGCUGCCAGAACUUGUCAUGCUAACAGUGCCCAGAGGCAAGGCGUAAGUUAGGCACUUUGCAUCACAAAUGAGGGGGAGGGGGAGUUGUGCACUUUCAUAAGAUCCUCGUCUUCCUCGCGGUCUCGCCGAGCUAAGGAGAAGAAAUUCGGAACGCGAGGCCCGUUCCUGCUUGAAGACGACAUAGAAAACCCCACCGGAGAAGCCGACCGCUUGAUGCGGCUGGGGGGACCAGAAGAUGAACAACUGCAGCCCAGAAGAACAUCUUCGCGCGGGUCAUCUCGCCGCAGGAGCUCGGGGGGAGCCGCGCGAAGAGGACGCAGGCAAGCUACUACUUCUCCGCACCAAGAUGAUGAAGUGCUGCUGAUUCAUGAAGCGGCCCACGGAGGAGGGG